Messenger RNA from Nanorana parkeri, 9713 nucleotides. It is a transcript of the gene ASH1L, whose product is annotated as ASH1 like histone lysine methyltransferase. Gene Ontology annotation, molecular function: DNA binding; protein binding; histone methyltransferase activity. The coding region runs from base 117 to 8105 and encodes 2662 amino acids. The record is from RefSeq and is a predicted model, not a curated record. Gene Ontology annotation, cellular component: nucleus. The transcript is spliced from 28 exons. Lineage: Eukaryota; Metazoa; Chordata; Amphibia; Anura; Dicroglossidae.
GGCCUCACUUCCUCCGUCGCAGUGGGCGGGUCUGAGAUCAGAUGACGUCACUGGCGGGAAGAGGCCGCUCUGCUCGGUGCUGGUGACGCGGAAUGUGAGGAGAGUAGCGGAGAGCGAUGUCUGGAAUGGACCAUAGGAAUCUGGCUAUGUUAGGAGUAGGAUCUGAUCCAGAAGGGCCUGUGAACCCCCCCUCUGCAGCCACCAGCUUGGACAACAAGGAGCAAAGCACGGAAAGCGGCCCCAGCCAAGACCCACAGCACUUUUCCAUCACCCAGACGGACUUCUCUGAGGGAAACGUACGUCUAAAGAUCGGACUGCAGGCCAAAAGGACUAAGAAGCCCCCGAAAAACCUGGAGAACUAUGUGUGUCGGCCUGCAAUAAGAACCAGCAUAAAGCAGACGCGGAAGAGCAGAAAGAUGACCGAGGAGGGCAGUGAAGAGGACUCUUCCAGAUUGUCGAAGAAGUCUGCAGACAACCCAAGCCAUGACGGCCUGAAGGUAGAAUGUUUACAUGCUCGCACCAAGGAGGAGAAGGUCCCCACAACAAAGAAUUCUUCACCUUUGCACUCAGAAGCGACUGAGCUCAACAAGGCAUCGCCACCUAGACUUGUCGGUAACAAAGACCCUGACUCAAAGGACAGGGUACCGGUGAAUGGCACAGCUGCCCGUGUUACUGAAAAACUCGCUCAGCUCAUUGCAACAUGCCCUCCUUCCAAGUCUUCCAAAAUCAGAGCCAAAAAGCAGGUAUCGUCAGCCCCAGUCAGCUUGCCCUUGGAAGAACGGGCAACGCCGAAUGAUGACUCUCCUGCGACAGGGCGUUUAUGCUCUCCUUCCAAAUCCAGGGGCUCCGAUGAAAGAAUGAACAGUCAAGCUUCGGAAAGGGUUGACGGACGGCAGGCCAAGGACAGCAUCUUAGAAAAGUUCUGUAUCAGGAAAGAGGGAUCCGCUGGCGAGAAAGAUAAAUUUAAUGACAGGACUUCUGUCCCAGUGGUAAAAAGUUCCCUCUCUGAGAAAGGUGUCCCCGAUACGGACAUGCAAGAAAAGCUUUGCCCUGUGUAUUGCACUUCAUUGGACCAUCGGAAGGGGGGUGCGUCUGAUGCAUCAGCAGCCGUGUCGCCUUUCAGUGCUGUCGGGGAAGGAAAUCUCCCUUCGCCAGCACCAGCGACGUCUCUGACAUCAUCCAGUAGGAGUUCAAAUGUGAAUUGUCCCCAAUCCCCCUCAAGUUCAUUGCACUUAAACCCUGACACGACGCGUGUGGAAUGUAUUGAUGAGCCAAGCGACAAAAGCAAGUUUACAUCCGACACUUUACCCGCUAACAGGGCUCGUAAAACCCCUCAAAGCUCUCUGGACUUCUUGCAGAAUGAAAAAACGAGUAAAGAGGUCAAAAGUGUCCCCAGUGAGAAUUUAAGGACUUAUAUUCCCGCUGUACCAGACAGAAAGCCCACACAGAGAGUGGAGCCAGGCAGCCACCGGUCAGACCCGUCUGUUGUCAGUUUUGCAAGUUUACUUAGGAAAAAACAGUUAGUGAAGGUUGGCAGCCUCUCGGAAAAGCCGCCUUACAGCAGCCAACAUGGCAGCACCAACUCACAGAUAAAACACUUUAAGAAAAGGAAGGGUAAGAAGCCUCGGUGGACUAAAGUGUCUAACAAAACCACUCAGCCCUCAAAAGUAUCACCUGAGCAUGAUGUGGUAAGACCAGUAUCGAUGGGGAACGAUAAGUCCCAGCGGGGCACACCGGAGAAAAUUGUGGGGAAAAUGUCACUUCUCGGUCAAGUUUCCAAGUCCUCAUUGUCCAAAGCAAGCAUUUCCAGUGAGGGAGCCGCCAAUGGAAUGCACAAGCCGACUCCUAAGCUGUAUAGUUCCCAUAGUAAUUAUAGAAUGGUUUGUAUGUCCGCAGACGGUUCCGAUGCUUACAAACCUAAGAGAGGAAAGCCCAAAAGUAAGGCUAUGCCACAUCUGGAAGGUCCCCCAAAAAGAGCACUUAAAAUCCCAGCUUUUAAAGUAGCCUCAUCACAAUCCAAAGAAGAUCAGGGGCCUCCUGUUCUCCAGCCAGAGGUCGAGAUGCCACCUCUGAAAACAAAUCUUCCCAGACCGGUGUUCCCGAGGAAGAGAGGCCGACCGAGAAGGGAUGCGGCUGCACCGAUGCGAACACCACCCGUCCUUUCUGUCGCGCCUUUCCUUGUGACCGAUAAUCACAAGCAAACCGAGUGCGAAAACGAGAAGCACCAAAACGAUGAGCAUUUCAACAGCAGGCUCCACCCAGACGACGCAGGCAGCAAUUGCUCAGAUCCGGAUAGGAAGUUUGUAAAGAAAAGUAACGGGCAGCUAGUGAAGAAUAUUAUUCGAAAGAUAAAUAAGAUGAAAACUAUUAAGCGGAAGAAGCUGCUGAGUCAGAUUCUUUCCGGUGCAGCCGAACAAAACUCCAGAGGGAAGGCUCAAACAAAGCUGCAAGGUACGGUUUCAACACUUGCCGCCACGUUUACUUCGAAAUUAGGUCAGCAGAUAAAUGUCAGCAAGAAAGGGACCAUCUACAUGGGCAAGAGAAGAGGCAGGAAACCGAAGUCAACGUCCGAAAGUGUCAUGACCAAAAAUUCAGUCAGCUCUCCAGCAUUAGAAAAAAGUGGUCAGCAAGAUGCUCACACUUUAGGUCAAGCUGUGGCACCCAUCAUAUCUCAGAACCUAUCUGGCUCUGAGGUUCUUCCUUCACCAGCUUGUUCCCUCUCGCCGGGAGCCAGCGGUGCCCAGAGUCCCAUGAGCAGCGACGCCAGUUUUGUAGAGCCAAACCCUGUGCCAUAUUCCCACACGCACUCCAGACAAGGUACCUUUCUACAGACACUUGCCAUGAGGAAAGCCUCCAAGGACUGUAGGCAACUGUCACCCCCAAAUCUGCUGCCAAACUCUCCCUCCCACUUAAAUGAAAUCCCUUCCUUAAAAGAAGCAACUUCUUCUCCCAUCAGCGAGUCUCACAGCGAUGAAACCAUCCCCAGCGACAGCGGCAUCGGGACAGACAACAAUAGCACGUCAGACCGGGCCGAGAAGUUUUGUGCGCAGAAGAAGAGACGACAUUCUUUCGAACACAUUUCUCUUUUAGCUCCUCAGACCUUGCCGGUUCUCAGCAGCCUCAAAGAGAAACACAAGCACAAAUGUAAGCACAGGAGUCACGAGUAUCUCAGUUACGACAAACUCAAAAGGCAAAAGCGGAAGCGUAAAAAGAAGUACCCGCAGCUGCGCGCUCGGCAGGAUCCGGACUUCCUGGCCGAGUUGGAGGAGCUGAUCACGCGCUUGAGCGAAAUCCACAUUUCUCAUAGGAGUCACCAUUUCAUCCCAAGAGAUCUGCUUCCUACUAUAUUUCGCCUCAACUUUAACAGCUUUUAUAGUCACCCGACAUUUCCUUUGGAUCCUUUGCACUACAUCCGGAAACCGGAUUUGAAAAAGAAGAGAGGGCGGCCGCCCAAGAUGCGGGAAUCUAUGUCGGAGGUGCCAUUUGUGCACAGUCUUGGUUUUCCCCUCUCUAGCACUGGCUUCUACCCUUCAUACAGCAUGCCUUACUCACCCUCCCCCAUUACUGCCGCCCCCAUUGGCUUAAGUUAUUAUGGACGAUACCCCCCUACUCUGUACCCUCCUCCACCCUCUCCUUCCUUCACCACCCCAAUGCACCCACCUUCGUACAUGCAUACUGGCCAUUUAUUGCUUAACCCUGCCAAAUUUCAUAAGAAAAAACACAAGCUCCUUCGACAAGAGGCAUUCUUGACCACCAGCCGCACCCCUCUCCUUCCUGUGGGCACAUACCCCAGCGUCCCACCAGACAUGGCUUAUGGCUGGAUGGUUGAGCACAAACACCGCCACCGCCACAAGCACCGCGAACACCGAUCAGACCAGCAACAGCUUUCAAUGGAUUCCUUGGCUGGGGUCGGAUCUUCAAGGUCAGUCCUGGAGUCUUUAAAACGUUACAGGUUUGGGAAAGACAAUAUUAGUGACAGGUACAAACACAAAGACAAACACAGGUGUCACUUACCUUGCAGUCACCUGACUCCUUCCAAGGGACUGCUGAGUAGAGAGGAGCAGUGGGUCCGGAGAGAGGCCCCCGAGUCGGGCUCGCUGACUUUGGGACUUCAGACUCCAUUGCAGAUUGACUGUUCAAACAGCUCACCGAGUCUCUCGCUCAGUGGCUUCACUUCCAGCUCUGAGCCAGCUAGCAGCGAUGAACACACCAACCUUUUUACAAGUGCAAUAGGCAACUGUCGAGGCAGCAUGUCUGCCAACGUCGGGUGCAAAACGCUAAGCGAUGGCCCAGCCUUUUUUACAGAUAGCAGAUCAGUGAGGAAGGAGGCUGCUCAGUCAUCAUCAGCUUCCCAGGAGCGUAGUCUGAGGACACCAGAUAGCUCCAGCUAUAGUCCCUCUAGAAGAAGGACGGCAUCUGAGAGCACUUCAUGUUCAGUCAUGGGGGUCCCAUUGCGAGGCCUGCGGCACAGUUCUACAGCGGAGGAGUCUGUGGAUUGUUUGCUGCAGCGCACAGUGGAUGACAACCUCACCUCCUCUACUCCUUCCACCAACAGCCCCGCCAGGGCGCACAGCAGGGAGAAAGGACAGAGCAGGUCGGACAAUAUGCUUGUUUCAACACCUGCCGUGGACUCUCCUAACGAUGGCCUCAGCUCAUCUUCUGGUCGUCUGCCAAGCCUAAAAAGAAGCGUGGUUGAGGCCAUACACAAACAGGCUCGGAGGAUGUACAACUAUGAUACAAUUCUGUCCUCUAAAAAGAACCUGGACCACGUUAAUAAAAUCCUAAAGGCCAAGAAACUGCAGAGACAGUCCCGCACAGGAAACAACAUUGUGAAGAGGAGGCCGGGGAGACCCAGGAAGUAUCCUCUAGACGCGGUUUUGGCCAUGCCGCUGGUCAGCCAUCAGGAGACUAUCAAUGACAGAUCAGACACGGUGACAGACGUCAUCGAGGCUGUAGUGCAGGGGGUGAAUCUGACCACUGAACACCGCAAGGGGUGGAAGAGGAAGCAUUUGGGCGUGGAAAAGCUAAGGAAGCGUUUGAGGACCUCACUGGAUGAAGACCAGGAGAGCAGCACAAGUCUGGCCGAGAUUGCUUUUGCAGAUGACUCUUCCAGCCGUGACCUCCCCCUGAGUCACGAAGAAAGAGUGGAUGCUUUUUCCCGUCACCUGGCACCACUCAUGCAGCGGGAGAAGAAGACUGCACGUCCUCCCAAAAAGAAAUACCAAAAGGCUGGACUUUUCUCUGACGUGUAUAAAACCACAGACCCGAAGAGUCGUCUGGUACAGCUGAAGAAGGAAAAAUUGGAAUAUAACCCAAAAGAGCAUGAGUAUGGUCUGCUGCCUGCACCCAUCCAUAUUGGGAAAUAUCUCCGACAUAAGAGGAGCGACUUCCAGCUACCAUAUGACAUCUUGUGGCAGUGGAAACACAACCAGUUGUAUAAGAAGCCGGAUGUCCCCCUGUACAAGAAGAUCCGAUCCAAUGUGUAUGUGGAUGUGAAGCCGCUGUCUGGAUACGAGGCCACCACCUGUAACUGCAGGAAGCCCAAUAAUCAUGAUGACUGGGGCUGCGCUGAGGACUGCCUGAACCGGAUGAUAUUUGCAGAGUGUUCCCCGAACACAUGUCCUUGUGGAGAGCAUUGCAGCAACCAGCGAAUCCAGAGACACGAGUGGGUCCAGUGCCUGGAGCGAUUCCGGGCUGAGGGGAAGGGAUGGGGAAUCCGCACGAAGGAGCCACUGAGGUCUUCGCAGUUCAUCAUCGAGUAUCUUGGGGAAGUGGUUAGCGAGCAAGAGUUCAGAAAUCGGAUGAUUGAACAGUACCACAACCACAAUGACCACUAUUGCCUUAGCUUGGACUCCGGCAUGGUGAUUGACAGCUACCGUAUGGGCAACGAGUCCAGAUUCAUCAACCAUAGCUGUGACCCGAACUGCGAGAUGCAGAAAUGGGCUGUGAAUGGAGUAUACCGCAUUGGGCUGUACGCUUUAAAGGACAUGCCAGCAGGUACCGAACUGACUUACGACUACAACUUCCAUGCGUUUAAUACUGAGAGGCAGCAAUUGUGUAAGUGUGGCUUUGACCGGUGUCGGGGGAUCAUCGGUGGGAAGAGUCAGAGAAUGAACGGGCAGACAAACAAAGCCGGCCACCAGAUUCCUUCUCACCGGAGACUUGGACGCUCCAAAGAAAAGAGAAAGUCCAAGCACCGGCUGAAGAGGAGGAGGGGUCACCACAGUGAUGAUCGCAGUGAAAGUGUCGGGGCAUCGAACAGACUCAGCUCCCAGCUCCACAUGAAACCUAUGUCCAACAGAGAGAGGAACUUUGUGUUGAAGCACAGAGUAUUCUUGAUACGAAACUGGGAAAAAACCCGCCGGCGACAUGAAGAGGUAAAAAAUGACCUGAAUGCAGCAUCGCUGUAUAACCGCUGGAACGGUGUGUGCAGGGAUGAUGGAAACAUCAAAGCUGAUGUCUUCAUGACCCAGUUUGCUGCUCUACAGACCUCUCGGUCAGUACGUACCCGCCGGCUGGCUGCCGCCGAGGAGAACAUUGAGGUAGCACGUGCUGCCCGUCUGGCACAGAUCUUCAAAGAGAUCUGUGAUGGAAUUGUCUGUUAUAAAGAUUCCUUGAACAGAAACCUGGCGGCCCCCCUGCUUAGUCUUCCACCCAAGAAAAAGAACCCAUACUACUACGAGAAGGUGGGGGAUCCACUGGAUUUGCUGACUAUUGAGAAGCAGAUUCUUAGCGGACAUUAUAAAACGGUUGAAGCUUUUGACACGGACAUGCUGAAGGUUUUCCGCAAUGCAGAGAAAUAUCACGGGAGGAAGUCGGCCAUUGGCCGUGACGUGUGCCGGAUGAGGAAAGCAUAUUACAGCGCACGCCAUGAGUCCUCUGCACAAAUUGAUGAAAUCAUGGGGGAGACAGCAAGCGAGGCGGACAGCAGCGAGACCUUGUCAUGUGAUAAAGAUGGUGGAAACGAGAAGGAGGAUGACAUCAUCCGCUGUAUCUGCGGCCUCUAUAAGGACGAGGGGCUGAUGAUUCAGUGCGAAAAGUGUAUGGUCUGGCAGCACUGUGACUGUAUGGGAGUGACGUCAGACGUGGAACAUUAUCUGUGUGAGCAGUGUGACCCGCGGCCGGUCGAUCAGGAAGUUCCCAUGAUCCCAUGUCCUCAUUACGCUCAGCCGGGUUUCAUCUAUUUCAUCUGCCUUCUGCGUGACGAUCUGCUUCUCCGACAAGGGGACUGUGUGUAUCUCAUGAGAGACAGCCGGCGGACACCAGACGGACAGCCGGUGCGGCAAUCUUAUCGGCUCUUGUCUCACAUUAAUCGCGACAAACUUGAUAUCUUCCGCAUAGAAAAGCUGUGGAAAAACGAGAAGGGUGAGCGAUUCGCCUUCGGCCACCAUUACUUCCGACCCCACGAGACACACCACGCGCCAUCACGCAGGUUUUACCACAACGAGCUUUUCCGCAUGCCGCUGUAUGAAAUCAUCCCACUGGAGGCAGUGGUGGGGACCUGCUGCGUGUUGGACCUGUAUACAUACUGCAAAGGCCGGCCAAAGGGAGCGAAGGAACAAGACGUUUUUAUCUGCGACUACAGGCUGGAUAAAUCGGCGCACUUAUUCUACAAAAUCCACCGGAAUCGCUACCCGGUCUGCACUAAGAGCUACGCCUUUGACCACUUCUCCAAGAAGCUGACGCCAAAAAGAGAUUUCUCUCCUCACUAUGUGCCAGAUAAUUACAAACGGAACGGAGGCAGGUCAUCAUGGAAGUCCGAACGCCCCAAACCCCCCAGCGCAGACCUCCCUCAGGAGGACCCAAUGCCCCUCAUGGAGGAUUUAAUGGUGAACCAUGAGCCAGCGGUACAGGAGGAGUCAGAGAUGGGCUCCACAGAGGGUGGAGAGAGCACCACGGUAGAGAAUAACAGCCCCCCGCAACGUCUCUGCUCCCCGGAGAGACAGCAAGUGAAAAGGGACAAACUGAACCAGAUCCUCCUCAGCCUGCUGGACAAACUACCCAGCAAGAAUGCCAUCGAUGUGACGUAUCUGCUGGAAGAGGGUCCCUGCAGGAAGCUGAGGAGACGCACACUUAAUCUGCCUGAAUGCAUCUUCAGAAAGUGACUGUAGGCUUGUCAUAUCUGGAAUGUAGAGGAAACCACAGGGCACUGACAUCACUAUGGACCCUCCCAGCAUUCCCCUUCCCACCAGCGGGAAGGGGGGCUUCCUCAUCUGCCGUGGCACUUACCCAUCUCCCCAUCACCCAGAUGGAGCAGAGACGUUUCCAGAGCCCUUUGUGCACUGUGUGCGUAUUGCAAGCGUUCUCGGCGGAGCCCUGCAGGCCCUUUCAUGGCGGCUUUCUGUGCUGUGUGGUCACUGAUUUCUGUCUGAUUGCUGGACGUUUCCGCUGUCCUUACAUGAUGUUCCGUGUUCUGUGCUGCCCCCCCUGUCCAGUCUCUUAUGCACUUUGCCCAGAAACAGCACUUUCCUCUCCGAAAAAAAUGGCUCCUCUGUUACAGCGAUGCCACCAGGUGGCCAUCCUGGAGCACAGAAAGGAAGGGGGAUCCCUCCUGAUUGGAUGGAGGCAUAUCUGUGCAGAAAACUGGAACCUCAGUGUCCAAUCAAUAUUGAGAUAUACACACCAUGGAGAAGCGAAGGGUGGAAGCUGGACUCGAUCUGAGAUUUCCUUAGAGGAACUUGUUCCCUCUAGGGGUAGAAUAGGUAAUAGAAGAAGAAGGCCACCAUGGCAGAAAUUUCAGACAAAACCGGCUACGGGACUUCUAUGGCAGCUCAACAGAAGGCCAACCAUCCCAUCAGAUCAGCCUAUAUUUAUUUCCCCAAUAACGGACAACCACAAAGAGGCACUUUACCUGAACAAUUCACCUAAUACAAAGAGCGAGAGAGAGAGUCCAAACGUUACGCUAUCCCCUCCCCUCUAGAUGGGCCUGCAGGGCCCCCAUAACCUCCCAGCGCCCAGGAACAAGGACGUCCUGGCCACGGAGGUUACAAAACUCAAGCAAAGCCUAAGGAUUUUGUUUUGUCCGUUUUAAUGUCCUUAUAAAAAAAAAAAUUAAUAAUAAUAAGAGAUUAUCUAAAACGCAGAAAAUGAAAUUCCUUUCAGUAGAAAAUUAAGAAUAUUAUUUUAUUUUAGAAAAAAAGAAAAAAAAAAAAGCAAGAGAAGUGUUUUGAAUAUUUUCUUACCGCUAAAGCCGGUGUGGAGUAUGUAAUACUUUUAUUCGGCUCACCCACUUCCACAUCGAAAAAAGAAAUAAAGGGAAAUAAAUUUAUUAUAAUCAAGUCAUUAUACGAGAAGACGACAAGGCUCCAACUGACAAUCACAGGAUUCCAAGCGAGCAGCGAUAUAAAUAUAUAUAUAUUAAUCUGUGUGUGUGCCUGUGUUUCUGAUAUUUUUGUUUUUCUUACCGGUGUAGAAAUGUAAUUUUUUGUUGUUUUAUAAUAAUAAUAAUAAUGGAAGCAGAAGGUUUCUCAAACAAUGGUUUCUAAAGUUUAGAAGCACUACAGAGUGGCGUGCCCGGCCCGAUCGGGUUCUGUAAUUUGCUGCUAAUUUCUUUCAUUUUUACAAAGGAGGAGAGACAUAACCUUAGUGGAUUGUUUUGAUGUUAAUCUCUGUAAAUCUCUGUAUUCCCGAUUCUAGCAAUGGAUGUACUCUGCAGUCUCAGCUCCUGAGAAUCUAGUAUUAAACAGAAAAAGUCCUGGUUUUCCUACUCGGCA